UUGUUUACAAUUUUCCAUUCACAAACAAACAAUCGAACAUUCAAACAUUAAACAUUCAAAAUUCAAAAUCAUAUUCAAAAUUCAAAAUCCACAAUAACUCGUACUUUUCUCAGCUUUCUCGACUUUCACAAUUCGAUAGAUUCAAUUUCAAUUGAUACGAUUAAAUAAUUCAAAAAUGUCUCGCAGCAAUUUCGAAGACACUUUGUCUUCAAUUUCAAGCUCACAAAAUCUUCCUCAAAGACCAAAGAGUCGUUUUCAAUCCAAUAAUUCUACCACGUCCUCUGGUGGAUACGAACUUAAUUUUAACUCAACAAACACUCAACACCAUACAGUCAGUGACGACUCUCAUAACACUUUGAAUUACUUCGAUCCCGAUAAUUCCGCUGAGCAAUGCACAAUGUCGACCGAGUUGGAGAUUGAAAGAAGGAAACGCAAGCAAGCUCAACGUCCUGAUAUUAAUAUUCGCGAUACCGCUAAAAGAUAUAAUCGAUGGAGCCCAAGAAAAGAGGCUCAGGAUUCUCCAAUCAUGCAACUCUACGACAACGCUUUCGAAGACUUCACCGGAGGAUCUGUUCAAAUUAAUGGAACAAAUAACAGUGCUAAGUUGGCUUCCAAACUCGCAAGAUUGGACCAAGAUAACACACCAUGUCGACUUUCAAAAUCAAAAUUGUCUGAACGAUUGAAUUCAGUCUCGAAAAAUAACUCCAGAUUCAACAUUAAACCCACAACUGAGAAUACGCAGCCUGCAAAUACACCAAGGCGAGUUGUCAAGAAUAUCAUUGAUGACCAUGAGUUUUCCUUGGACCUUUCUCACCCAGUUCAUAACAAGGAGAACAUCCUCCCUAGACAACGACCUUCCAAAAUUCCGGCAGGCUCCAAGCAUGAGAAGUUCGCUCAAGCUGAGUACAAUGAAAGACAAGUACUAGCAGAGCUCGAAACUCUCAUCAAGGACCACCCAGCAAACUUAUCCCACCGAUCUGGCAAUGCUCCGAAAGCAGCCAGCCCCACCUUUACCAUGUCCACCACUGUUAAUGGAUCAUUCGCCAUUCCUGAAGUCCAAAACAUUACCAAGUUGGUCGACAACACAACAACUUCAUUGCCCAAGAAGGUUGAAAUUCUUGAGCAACCCGCCGAACCUAUGGGGAAAGAGGAAGUCGACAUUUAUCGAUCCAUUGACGAACUUCAACAACAAGUGGCUAUGUUGUUGAACGAACGAAAGGAGCGCGAUUUUGUUAUAAACUCUCUCCAGAAGGAACGAAAGGAACGGGAUUCUAUUUUGUCUUCUCUUCAGAGCGAACUGGUUGAGAAAAGAGAGCAACAUGCUGUCAUAUCCACUCUUCAAAACGAAAAAAGAGCACAGGACACGAUUAUAUCCACUCUUCGCACAGAAAACCAUCAUAUGGCUGAAACCAUCCAUCAAUUGGAAAACGAGGUUAAUACACAUCGCCUCGAAAACGAAAAGAUAUCUACUCUUCGCACACAAAAUAAUCACAUGGCCGAGACCAUCCAUCAACUAGAGACCGACAAUCGUACGCAGCGCAUGGAAAACGAACAGAUGAUGAAGACUAUUUCCAACGCUGAGGCUAAAGCGAAAUCUCUUCAAGCAGAAAAGAAGGAAAUAGACAGGACCUUGAGCGAAAUCUCGUCCACCAACGAGGAGCUCAAAAACGACGUUGAGAACAUCACAAAACAACGAGAUAUGGUUCUUAACCGUUACAAGAACCUUGUCGAACGAUUCGAUACUUUACAACGUCCAGCGAAUGCUGAGACAUCACAAGCAAAGGAAGAUAAAAACAUCAAGACAUCACCUAGCCAACAUCAGAAAAAAGAUGAUACUUUGAAUGGUCAGAAAAGACCACUGAAUGAGGAAGUAGAAGUAGAAGAAGAAGACGAUGAUGAAGAUGCAGAUGAAGAUGCUGAUGUUACAAUGAGGCCAACUAUGGAUCCUCAAUUAGCUCUCGAGAAGAUUAUGGAGAAUGUCACCAACCAAAUUGAGCAAUUGUCUGCUCAACAUACAGCCAAAGCGACAGAAUUACGUGCUUUGGAUAAGAGCAAAAAUCUUAGAUUGAGAAGAUCACUCGCGGAAUCCUUGAAGAUGCUUGUCGAUCAGAUCUCUUCACACAGCGAUUUUCUAUAUCGUUUGAAGGAUGUUUCUUAUGCAUUUAAUUGAGGAGAGAGAGGUAGAUAGGAUUAUAUUGAAGUUGAAGGAUUUCUGACACGGGGAUUGUGUAUGACGCUUUUGCUUUUCUUGUUUUUGUACAUGUCCUUUUUGUUUUUUUUGGGUUUUUUUGAAAGGAGUUUGAAGAUAUCAAAUGCACCAGGCAUUGUAUAUGGGGGCUGCCCUCUUUGUUUUUAUACUUGCUUUUCAAUUGGGGUUUAAGGAAACGGAAGAUGGAGUUUUGCUUUUUUACUUGAGGUUUUUUGGUUUUCAAAGGAGUCAGUUUAGGAAAUUCAGUAUCGAUACCACAUCACGAAAGGCUUGGGUUAAAAUGGGACAAAACGGAUUACAAUUAGCAUUAUUAGCAUAAGAUCAAUGAGAAUAAAC
This is a messenger RNA of Sclerotinia trifoliorum, 2545 nucleotides long. The record is from the annotation of a GenBank genome assembly. NCBI's taxonomy places the organism in Eukaryota, Fungi, Ascomycota, Leotiomycetes, Helotiales, Sclerotiniaceae.